AUCCAACACUUGAAUCAGAUUGUACUGGUGAACCACACACGUGUUGUUUACCAUACACAGCUAUACGCUAACACAAUUCGAUUUUUGUCUCGACAAAAGGCAUAAAAAAAAAUGAGUGGAAGACUUAGUCCCAGUCUCAGGACUCUGAGAGCUCAGAACGACAACCUCCAAAAAGAAAAGUGGAUCCUCAACAAAAACAAUGAGCACUUAAACAAGGACAAUGAGCUCCUGCGCCAAACCCUGGAAGGACUCCGGACUAAACUUGAGCAGUGUACCAACAAGAAGAAAAGAACCCUCCAAAUAGAAAAUGAGAACUACAGUGUCCAAGUCAAGUCCCUCAAUGGAGAACUGGACUCCAUGCGCAGUAGGAUGAGGGAAUUGACUGCAGAAAAUGAAGUUCUUCGCAGAAACCGAGAAGAUCAGGUGACCUUGAGAGACCAAAACUAUAUUCUGAGGGCUGAGGUUUCACACUCCAAAGCAGCUCUGCAGCAACUUGAGAAGAAUGCUGGAAUAAUGGAGCGAGUGUAUGACUGCACUCAGAAAGAGCACCAGUCUGCAAACAAACAGUGCAAUCUCCUCAACAAAGAGCUUCAGAAGGCAAAGGAGCAGGUCUUUACUGCUGAAAAGAAGGACAAAGAAACAAUUGAGGGUCUGAAGAAAGAACUUAAGGAGGUCAAGACAAGUUUGCUUGACAAGGAAGAGACCGUACAGCAAACAAACAAGGCUCUUCAAGACCAGGUUCAGGAGUUCAGAAGUAUUUUUGAGGAACUCAACGCCUGUAAGAGCAGCUGUGAUACACUGAAACAAGAGAAUGAGUCUUUGAGUCAGCGAAAUCAGGCCCUAAAAGAACAACUUGAGACUGUCAGGAAGGAACAGCAAGAGCUCAGAGAAAGAGACAGAAUGUUGUUGAGACAGCAAAAAGACGACCGGAGACAAGAACUUCUGGAGACCCAAAUAAGGCUGGUUGAUGGAGAGGAGGCCAUGAGGCAUGAAAACAAGGCUCUUCAAGACCAGGUUCAGGAGUUCAGAAGUAUUUUUGAGGAACUCUACGCCUGUAAGAGCAGCUGUGAUACACUGAAACAAGAGAAUGAGUCUUUGAGUCAGCGAAAUCAGGCCCUAAAAGAACAACUUGAGACUGUCAGAAAGGAACAGCAAGAGCUCAGAGAAAGAGACAGAAUGUUGUUGAGACAGCAAAAAGACGACCUGAGACAAGAACUUCUGGAGACCCAAAAAAGGCUGGUUGAUGGAGAGGAGGCCAUGAGGCAAGAAAACAAGGCUCUUCAAGACCAGGUUCAGGAGUUCAGAAGUAUUUUUGAGGAACUCAACGCCUGUAAGAGCAGCUGUGAUACACUGAAACAAGAGAAUGAGUCUUUGAGUCAGCGAAAUCAGGCCCUAAAAGAACAACUUGAGACUGUCAGAAAGGAACAGCAAGAGCUCAGAGAAAGAGACAGAAUGUUGUUGAGACAGCAAAAAGACGACCUGAGACAAGAACUUCUGGAGACCCAAAAAAGGCUGGUUGAUGGAGAGGAGGCCAUGAGGCAAGAAAACAAGGCUCUUCAAGACCAGGUUCAGGAUUUCAGAAGUAAUUUGGAGGAACUCAAACCCUUUCAUGGCACCAAAGAAAAUCAACAUACUCGACAAAUCUACACCCUGCAGCGCAAAGUUCAAGAGGUCCAGGAAAUGCUGAGACAGCAGAAAGUCAUGUUUGCAAGAGAGCAGCUGAAGAAUAGUCUGAGGGAGGACGAUCUGUCUGAGAGGAUACAGAUUCUUCAGAUUUAUAUAGAGUUAAAUAAUAAAGAGGCCCCCCAGAGAGAUGCUCCGCCUCCUGUAGAGGAUCCUGUGAAGACGGUCGUCCAACUCAGGACUGUGUGUGACCAGGUGAAUGCAGAUGUCACCAGGCCUCCCAGGCGUUUUUUUCCUAGCUGGUUCUACUAACUCCUCGCCACAACCUUUCACCAUUAAAAAGUAAGGGCUGCACGGUGGAACAGUUGUUAGCACUGUGCUGAAUAUUCUCCCCUUGCAAUGUGGGUUCCCUCCAGGUGCUCUGGCUUCCUCCCACAGUUAAAAGACAUUCUUGUUAGCUUAUAUUGUUACUGUAUAUAAUCUGUAUGUAAAUGUGUGUGGUUAGUUUUUAACAAGACUAACCCCGUCUAACUAAUGUAUCUGUUAAUCCAAUUAAAAAAAUAAAUUGCACUGUAUACACUG
This is a messenger RNA of Notolabrus celidotus (New Zealand spotty), 2205 nucleotides long. RefSeq names its product trichohyalin-like. The coding region runs from base 112 to 1935 and encodes 607 amino acids. Lineage: Eukaryota; Metazoa; Chordata; Actinopteri; Labriformes; Labridae. The transcript has a single exon. The record is from RefSeq and is a predicted model, not a curated record.